AUGAACAGCACCCCGGCGAUGGCACCUCUGUCUCCAGGGCUGAGAAUGUUCUCCCCCUCGCUUGCAAAGGGUUCCACUCAUCAGACAAAACAGGCCUCCAGUCCCUUGAAUUCAUCUAACCCGUCCAUCAUGAGCUCUCCAAAACUCUGGCAGAAAGCAUCCAUCUCCAGACUUGCUGAGGAGUUUUUCUGGAUUGGUGGUAGUGUGGUCGCACAGCCAAGAUGGAGACUGGGUCAGAUAGUGGAGAGGUGUAUGUGCACCAUGCAAACCGGCACUCAGAUGACCAAAAUGAAGGGGAAGAAGAAAGGACUGGUCCGAUUCUUUUACCUGGACGAGCACAAGUCCUGCAUCCGGUGGCGGCCCUCCAGGAAACAUGACAAGGCCAAAAUUACUAUUGAUUCCAUCCAUGAAGUCUGCGAGGGGAAAAAGUCAGAGAUCUUCAGGCGCUAUGCAGACAACCGCUUCGACCCAAACUACUGCUUUAGUAUUUAUUACGGGGAGCGAGUUAAGUCCCUGGACCUGGUCUCCACCAACGCAGAGGAGGCCCGCACCUGGAUCACUGGGCUGAAAUACCUCAUGGCUGGCAUCAGUGAUGAGGACAGUUUGGCCCGGAGGCAGCGCACCCGUGAUCAGUGGUUACAGCAGACUUUCUCCGAGGCCGACAAGAAUGGAGAUGGCACCUUGAGCAUUGGAGAGGUUCAUCAGCUGCUCCACAAACUCAAUGUGAAUUUACCCAAGCAGAAAGUCCGGCAGAUGUUUCAUGAAGCGGACACAGACGAGAACCAGGGCUCUCUGGCCUUUGAAGAAUUCUGUUUGUUCUAUAAGAUGAUUUCCACACGCAGAGACCUCUACCUGAUAAUGAUCUCCUACAGCAAUCAGAAAGAAGUCAUGGAUCUUCACGACCUUGCACGCUUUUUGGAAAACGAACAGAAGAUGCGAGGAUUGGCCAAAGAGUAUUUAAUCGAUAUAGUGGCCAAGUUUGAACCAUGUCCUGAGAACCAGCAGCGUACGGUACUCGGUAUUGAUGGUUUGACCAACUACAUGAGGAGCCCUGCAGGUGAUAUCUUCAACCCCGAGCACAAUCAGGUGAACCAGGACAUGACGCAGCCUCUAAGUAACUACUUCAUUGCCACCUCACACAACACCUACCUGACAGGAGACCAGCUGCUCUCUCAAUCUCGAGUGGAAAUGUACGCCUAUGUUCUCCAGGCAGGGUGUCGCUGUGUGGAGGUGGACUGCUGGGACGGACCUGACGGCGAGCCUAUUAUUCAUCACGGCUACACCUUGACAUCCAAAAUUCUCUUCAAAGAUGUCAUUGAAACAAUUAACAAAUAUGCCUUCACAAAAUCACUGUACCCAGUGAUCUUGUCUAUAGAGAACCACUGCACUGUGCCUCAGCAAAAGAAGAUGGCUGAGUAUCUGAGAGAGGUGCUGCAGGACAAACUGGUUCUUUCCAGUAUCAAUGUGCAUGAAUGCAAGAAGCUGCCUUCCCCUGAUAUCCUGAAAGGGAAAGUCUUAAUCAAGGGGAAAAAGCUGCCAGCAAACCUUGAUCCUGAUGCAGAGGAGGGUGAUGUGUCUGAUGAAGACACUGGUGAUGAGGAAGAGGAGGAAGGCGAAGAUGAUAAUGAUAGCUCACAGAGAAAAAAGAGUAUCCGAGUGAGAAGUAAGACGAUGUCUGAUGGCGAGUCAGCCCACAGCAGCAGCAGGGAGAGGACACAAAUUGUUUACCAUCCCAAAAAGAGGAAAACAAUGAGGUUGUCCCGAGCUCUGUCUGACCUGGUCAAGUACACAAAAUCUGUUCGUGUGCAUGACAUAGAAACACAAGCAUUCGCAAACAGUUGGCAGGUAUCAUCCCUCAACGAGACCGUUAUGAACCAGAUCUUACAGCUGAAGCCGGGGGAAUUGGUCCGUUUCAACCAACGCCAGCUUAUAAGAGUCUACCCGUCCAACUACAGAGUCGACUCGAGCAACUUCAACCCACAACCAUACUGGAACACAGGAUGCCAUAUGGUUGCAAUGAAUUAUCAAACAGAGGGCCGUAUGCUUGAACUGAACCAAGCCAAGUUCGCAAGCAAUGGAAACUGUGGAUAUAUUCUGAGGCCUAAGUGCAUGUGUAAAGCUGCCUUCAACCCCAUGUUGGAAGAUCCUCUACCAGGACACAGAAAGACUCAGCUAGUGCUGAAGAUCAUCAGCGGACAGCAGCUUCCCAAACCCAAAGACUCUAUGUUUGGGGACAGAGGAGAGAUUAUCGAUCCUUUUGUUGAAGUUGAGAUAAUUGGCCUACAUUUAGAUUGUUCCAAGCAGCAGACCAGGGUGGUGGAUGAUAAUGGUUUCAACCCAAUGUGGGAGGAGACCCUCGUCUUCAACAUUCAAAUGCCACAGGUCGCCCUGGUGCGUUUCCAAGUGUGGGAUCAUGAUCCUAUUGGACAAGAUUUCAUUGGACAGAGGACUGUUGCUUUCAGAAGUUUAAUGCCAGGUUAUCGGCACGUGUACCUGGAAGGGAUGGCGGAGUCAUCCAUUUUUGUUCAUGUCGCUAUCAAUGAUGUAACCGGAAAGAUCAAACCCAAAAAUGCGGUGCAAGCAGCCAGAAAACACAUUAAAAAAGCAGCUCAGAAGCAUUUGAAGGGUCCUCAGAGGCACCCUUCUCUGGACUUUUCGGUCCAGUCCUCAGAAGACGGACGUGGUCUGUUCUUCCGCAAGGAUCUGGAUACCAUUUCUCAGGACAGCAGGAAUGGAGAAAUAUUUCCGCUGUCACAAGGGCCAGCAGUCAAGGCUGCAAUCCACAAAGAGGCCAUGAGUGAGCCAGUGAGGCGAGCUCACAGAGUUAGACUUCAUGAACCACCAGAGACAAGGAGAGGGAUCUUCAGCCGGAUGUCCUCCACUGACUCCAACCACAUUGGGGCUGCUCCCUGUGCGAAGGCGGACAGCUUUGACCUUGAGACCUCACCCCAGCUUUCUUGUGCUGAUGGCCCUGACAGACAGAAUUUAAUUCAAGAAGAGUUGGAGAAUGAACCUGAUGGAUCAAACUGUGCUGAUCAGGAGACAGUUCGGAUGAUUGAACCAGAGCAGCCUGAACAAUCUGAGGAAUUACGAGUGCAAGACAAGACACCAAUGAUGAACCGCCAGCCUGCUAUCCACUGGCAGACGCAACAAGCACAAAAGAGGCCCAUCCCCAACGGCCUCUGCUUGUCUGACAGCACAUCCAGCAGCAGUGACGGCAGCACUGACAGCCUGGAGUUUGUGCCCUCCUGUGUGCCAGCUGGGGCAGAGCAACGUGAAGGGACCCUGCAGAGGGAGAUGAAGGCCCUUUUUGACCAGAGGAUGAGAGAGAUCCACUGUAAAUCACCGCUUUUUCAAAAUGAUUAA
This is a messenger RNA of Cyclopterus lumpus (lumpfish), 3366 nucleotides long. It is a transcript of the gene plch2b, whose product is annotated as phospholipase C, eta 2b. The transcript has 22 exons. Lineage: Eukaryota; Metazoa; Chordata; Actinopteri; Perciformes; Cyclopteridae. The record is from RefSeq and is a predicted model, not a curated record. Gene Ontology annotation, molecular function: phosphatidylinositol-4,5-bisphosphate phospholipase C activity; calcium ion binding. Gene Ontology annotation, biological process: phosphatidylinositol-mediated signaling; lipid metabolic process. Bases 1 to 3366 code for a protein of 1121 amino acids.